AUGAUGCUCGCAGUUAUCGUAGCUUUUGCGGUCAUUUUUUUUGUUACGUUGGCUCUUGCCGGCCGGGGGCUUCUUCCUUUUUAUCGUUAUCCUCCCAUCGCCCUCAACCCAGACGUAUAUCAGUCGUUCAAACUUGUGAAGAAAACUCGCGUGACGCAUGAUUCUUUCAUUUUUCGCUUUGCCCUCCACGCCUCGCAUCAAUGCCUUGGUUUACCGACGGGUCACCACAUUCGGUUCCGUGUCGCGUCCAAACACAACUUUACGGGCACCCCACAAGUUGUUCAGCACUCUUACACUCCCAUUUCAUCAAAUGACGACAAGGGAUUCGUGGAUUUCCUUGUGAAAAUAUAUUACAAGGGCUCCAAUCCGGCAUUCCCCAACGGUGGGCGGCUCUCACAACAUCUUGACAGUUUGUCCAUUGGUGAGGCUGUGGAGAUGUUGGGCCCAGUGGGGAAGUUUCAGUACAUGGGAAACGGUGACUAUACGGUGGAGAUGGGUAAGGGAGAGGUAAAGCGGCAGCAUGUAGCUGGUUUUGCAAUGGUUGCUGGUGGUACAGGGAUUACACCAAUGAUGCAAAUUAUUCAUGCCAUACUUAAAUCACCUGAGGAUCCCACGCGGCUUUGGUUAGUCUAUUCCAACCACACAGAAGAGGACAUUUUACUGCGGGAUGCACUAGCCGAGGCAUGUAAGGACCCGCGUGUGAAGGUAUGGCACACUCUCACUCGCAGUGCCCCCCCGGAUUGGGCGUAUGGAAGAGGGCGUGUUAACGAAGAGAUGCUUCGCACUCACCUCCCCCCACCGCAGCUGGAGGAGGGCUCAGUAACCGUAUUGUUAUGUGGUCCCCCGCUUAUGCUUCAGGACGCAGUGAAGCCAAACCUGCUCAACAUUGGGUACUCACAAGACAAUAUAUUUACCUUUUAA
Messenger RNA from Trypanosoma brucei brucei TREU927, 921 nucleotides. Its product is annotated as NADH-cytochrome b5 reductase, putative. Gene Ontology annotation, molecular function: FAD binding; oxidoreductase activity. The record is from RefSeq and is a predicted model, not a curated record. The transcript has a single exon. Bases 1 to 921 code for a protein of 306 amino acids. NCBI's taxonomy places the organism in Eukaryota, Euglenozoa, Kinetoplastea, Trypanosomatida, Trypanosomatidae.